Molecule: messenger RNA, 852 nt
Organism: Neltuma alba
Lineage: Eukaryota; Viridiplantae; Streptophyta; Magnoliopsida; Fabales; Fabaceae
Exons: 2
Coding region: 28-822 (264 amino acids)
Source: RefSeq, a predicted model, not a curated record
CAUAGUUUUAAUUUGUUGCUUGGGUAUAUGGCUUCACUCCCUGUGUUUCGUUUCCUCUUGUUUCUUCACUCCGUACUUGUUCUCUUCGCUGGGUAUGGAAAUGGGAAGCAUCGUGAGAAGUGUUCUCCAUCCUUUCAGUGUGGAGAUCUUGGGAUCCUUCGCUUCCCUUUCACCAAGGAUGAAUUGCCACACUGUGGCUUCUUCGCCAUACAUGGCUGUGACGACCAUGAUCCAUCUUCGGAUAAAACGAUUCAACUGCAGAAGAAUGGAAAACCAUUGCUGCUUAAAGAGGUCGUCCCUCGUCAGCAGCAUCAUAACAUCAAAGUUACUGUCCAAGAUCAACCUGAGCGUUUCAAAUCUCGAACCUGUGAAGUUUUCGACCAUGAUGAUGCAGAUCUAAUUCCUCUGAAUUCUCCUAUGCCUUCAUCUCAAAUCAAAUCCAAUUUCACAUGCAACCUAGAGCACCACAUGAUGCGUCCCCAUGCCUGUCCUGGCUAUCAUGACUAUUGUGACCAGUUACGUGGUGCUCCUCCUCCUCCUAACUUGGCACGGAGCUCUCUCCCAGCAUGGUCCACUCUUCGGCUUCCUUGCAAAGACGUGUCCUAUACCAAAGACCUUUGGUUCUCAUGUGGUGAAAUAGUUAUUGAAGUAGAAUUACCAGUUGAUGAUGACUGUGACAAGUGCAACCAGAUCGGAGGACAAUGUCUAGUUGACGACAACUACUAUUGCGAUACAGCAGAGAAGGACCACGGGCUGCUGAAGUUGGGGUUUGGACUUGGGCUUGGAGGUAAUGUUAUAAUUUACACUAUAAAAGCUUUUUAAUGAUUCCGUCUGCUGCUACGCCAAAUUCAA